AUGUCCAAACCAUUGAAAGUCGGCGACAAGUUCCCAGACGGCGUCAAGCUAGAAUGGGCACCCAUAACAGAUCCAGACCCCACAUCCUGCGGCGUGCCCCAAGUCUUCGACGCCAGCAAAGAAUUCGCCGGCAAGAAAGUCGUCCUCGUCUCCGUUCCCGGCGCCUUCACGCCUGGCUGCCAGGCCUUCCACAUCCCACCCUACUUCGCCAACCUCGACAAGCUCCUCCAAAAAGGCGUCGAUCUGGUCGUCGUCAUAGCGAGCAAUGAUUCGUGGGUCAUGGCUGCGUGGGGCAAAGUCAAUGGCGCGAAAGAGGAUACGAAGAUUAGGUUUAUGAGCGACACAAAGAGCUUCUUCUCGAAGAAUUAUGGAUGGGAUGGGCCUGCGGAUCGGAACGGGAGGUGGGCGAUGGUGAUUGAGAAGGAUGGGACGAUAUCUGUUGCAGAUGCAGAAGAGGGCCCUGGGAACGUGACGGUCUCCGGAGCGGAAUCGAUCCUCUCGAAGUUGUAA
Fulvia fulva is the source of this 510-nucleotide messenger RNA. Its product is annotated as Peroxiredoxin Pen c 3. Gene Ontology annotation, molecular function: thioredoxin peroxidase activity. Lineage: Eukaryota; Fungi; Ascomycota; Dothideomycetes; Mycosphaerellales; Mycosphaerellaceae. Gene Ontology annotation, biological process: cellular response to oxidative stress; hydrogen peroxide catabolic process; cell redox homeostasis. The record is from RefSeq and is a predicted model, not a curated record. Gene Ontology annotation, cellular component: mitochondrion; peroxisome; cytoplasm. The transcript has 3 exons. The coding region runs from base 1 to 510 and encodes 169 amino acids.